This is a messenger RNA of Fusarium coffeatum, 1923 nucleotides long. RefSeq lists its product as uncharacterized. The record is from RefSeq and is a predicted model, not a curated record. NCBI's taxonomy places the organism in Eukaryota, Fungi, Ascomycota, Sordariomycetes, Hypocreales, Nectriaceae. Bases 1 to 1923 code for a protein of 640 amino acids. The transcript is spliced from 3 exons. Gene Ontology annotation, biological process: GPI anchor biosynthetic process. Gene Ontology annotation, cellular component: endoplasmic reticulum; membrane.
AUGUGCGGCCACAGCUCAAUGCAUGUGCUUGGACUCUCGAAUGCUACCGACACUGCGGCGGCAGACCCCUCCUGGUUCUGCGCGACAACAAACUCGAACCCACGAGAGCCACAAAUCACAUGCGCAAAGGCUGCCAGUGUACAACUCAUCCUCUACGAUCGUCCUCAGCCUCAGGGGAUGCAAUACGUAUCAUUAAACCCAAUCGCUCUAGCGCUUGGACAUGACGGUUCAUCAUUAGGUGACGCACCGGUGGCGGAAGGAGAGCAGGAGACACGAGAACGGCAAAUGAAGGAGGAGAAGCGCAAACUGGUCGAGAAACUCAAGCAACACACCAUCUUCAAACGAGUACCCUCUGCGCGCGACAGAGCUCUGCCCAAGAUCAUCAAUCAGAUCAACUGGUCAUGGGAACUUGAGAAGACAUUGCAAAAGAAUGUGGGACGAUUGGGGUCAAGACCACGACGCAGCCUUAGUGUGUCUGAGAGGGUGGUAGAGACAGCAUCGACAAUGCGAAACUAUGUAAUACUGCAAUUGUGGACAUGGUUUACGCUAUAUCUCUUCCCUACCAUACGCAAGACCUUUGUUCUAGUUCUUAUGGGUCAUCGCAUAAUGGCAGAGAUGUUGCUCAUGCUGCUUGAGUUCCGGCUUAAGCCUGGCGCCGCAGCUCUCAAGGACAUAUCGGCCACAGCACAACAAGUUGAGAUACGACUUCAACAGUUUUGUUAUUGGCCGAUGCAGUACAUGACUCUGCGGCAGCGAAAGAACAAUUGGGCUAGUGUUACGACAAGCCAUCCGGACUAUAUCCGUUUCUACAACAGUUUGUGGCUCGUUGCUAAUGAUGUUAUUAUUGGCAUUGCACUGGGAUCAUAUAUAAUUGAGAACGCAGACUGGGUUGCCAUGCAGAUUGGAGAUCUGCUGCGCACUUACACGGUCGAUGCACUCCAAAGCAGUAUUUCAUGGCUGAUGGGCUGGCCUGCUGGUCUCAAACUCAAUGGCGAAUUGGCAGCUUUUCUGGGAGAUUUAUUCCUUUGGGUCAUCGACUACUGGUCUAGCUGUAUUGAAACCCUGACUCCAGCAUUGCCCAAGAUGGUGUGGUUUAUAGGAUUUUCCUCGUUCGCUGGCGCCAGCAUGCCAAUUGCUAUGUUCUCCGAUAUGCUCUCGACCUUGACUAUUCACAUCUAUUCAUUCUAUCUCGCAUCUGGAAGGAUAUACCAUUGGCAGCUUACGAUACUUCAAUCUCUCUUCCAUCUUUUCCGCGGUAAAAAGCACAACGUUCUUCGCAACCGUAUCGAUUCUUGCGAUUAUGACCUGGAUCAACUUCUUGUCGGCACCAUCCUGUUCACACUACUCUUCUUCCUUCUGCCAACAGUUGCUGUGUUUUAUCUCAACUUUGCCAUUGCGAGGAUGGCUAUCAUUUCUCUUAAGGCUGGAUUUGAUACCCUCCUCUCAUGUCUGAAUCACUUUCCGCUGUUUGCACUCAUGUUGAGAAUUAAAGACCCGAGGAGACUUCCUGGUGGCAUACGAUUUGAGCUUCGAGAUACCCACGACUAUAGACGCGAUGGCACGAAUAAUAGCAACACUGAUGGGCCGCCCCCUACCUCGGUCAUCUACCUCAAGUCAAUCCCUUUGACAUUCCGAAUCAUGUUCAAUCAAUACUUUCAGAUGGCAAACCGCAUUCGAAAGCAUUACCUCUCGCCUAAAGUCUUCUUCUGCCUUCUUACUGGGAAGUUUGUGCCGCCCAUCAACCGCAAGAAAUUGUAUAGUCUACAAUACAGCAUGUUGCCGGCCAGUCGAGCGACUAUUUGGGAGAUGUGGAAGGCGUUGAACACAGAGACAAGACCAGCCAAGCGAAUGCCGAUACCUUACAUCCCGCCAUUGCCCAAUGGGGGAAGACGAACUUCAGCGAAUAAUGGACGGGCUAGAUAA